Molecule: messenger RNA, 1223 nt
Organism: Galleria mellonella (greater wax moth)
Lineage: Eukaryota; Metazoa; Arthropoda; Insecta; Lepidoptera; Pyralidae
Exons: 4
Coding region: 192-1076 (294 amino acids)
Biological process (GO): arachidonate secretion; phospholipid metabolic process; lipid catabolic process
Molecular function (GO): A2-type glycerophospholipase activity; calcium ion binding
Source: RefSeq, a predicted model, not a curated record
AACGAUCAUUAUACGAGCACUGCGCAUGCUCCGCGCGUGUCUUCCCGCGCUUUUUAACGACUCCAUUUUUAACAAAAUUUGUGUUUAAUUAUAUAAUAAAAAUAUAUUAAUAAUUAGGGUAAUUUAAUAAAAAAAAAAUACUUAUCAAAAUGUAAUAAAAAAUAGUGUGUUUUAUUCAUUUGCAUAUAAAAAUGAUGGAGUGCAAAAAAACAGAUGUUUGUGAAAAUGUGAACAAAAAGAUAGUAAACAAUUUUAUGAGGAAACGUAGAAAACUAACUUAUAUAAAAACUAUUUAUGCCAGUCUCAUAGUAUGUUUUGUGCCAUCAAUUAUCUGUGAUUCAGAUUGGUCGAGAGAGCUCACCUACGAUAAAAUAUAUAAUAAUACCAACUACCCACAACUACAGCACCGACCGAGGCCAUAUACUAUACCUAUACGUAGUUUUAAUAAACAAAUAGACUAUAGGAACGAAGAAGAAUGGAAAGAAAAUGAGUUGGGAAGAGAGGACAAUGAAUCUGAAGAGAGAAAAAAAGAAGAGUCAAGCCAAAGUCGAUUGUUAGUAGGGUUCGCACAAGAUCCGUUCCGGUAUUCGAUACCAGAAGAAGAAUUUUUGAAAGGCAUUAGAUAUGUGAACCCACGCUCGAACGGUGGCAGACGCGACAGCCGCGGCAAACGAGGACUUCUGCAUCUGUACAACAUGAUCUACUGUGCCACUGGUUGCGAACCCCUGUCCUACAAGGGUUAUGGUUGCUACUGUGGCCUGUUGGGCUCUGGGAAACCGACCGAUGGCAUAGACAGAUGUUGCAAAAUGCACGACGAUUGCUACGAGAACAUCUACUGUCCGAUCUUUACGGUCUACUUCCAGCCUUACUACUGGAAGUGCUACAAAGGCGAGCCUCUGUGUGCUCUCGAGAACUACGACACACAGCAUCAAUUCAUCAACGGGUGCGCGGCGAAAUUGUGCGAAUGCGACAGGAGAUUCGCCAUGUGCGUCAGGAAGUACAACUGUCCACGACAGAGGGCGCUGUGCAAGUCCUCCCCGUUGAGAUUGCUCCAGAAUUUACUGUUAUUCUGGUAAUCAUUUCGGUGUAAAGUGCGCUGAAUAGUUGAAAAGACAGAAAGUUGGCAAUUCAAAGAGAAGCAACAACGGUGGUACCCAAGUCGCUCUAAUUACGCUUACUCCAUACUUUACUGUUGUAUUAAUUAAUACAAAUUUAUCACCAAA